AUAAAACACACUCAAUAUCUCAUUGAUCUCUCCUUGUAUACAUACUCUUAUUCUUGUUUGCACAACAAUUCACCACAUAAUUUCAGUUGUACCUGCUUUCUCUACUAGUUCAUUUGCCUUCUUAAUUUGAUAAAAAAAAAUGGCUCCAGUGGUUUCUGAUAUUAGUAAGGAGACUGAUCACUGCAAGAAGCAGUCAAUCACUUUGGAAAAAUCAUUUUUCUUGGCUAAUGGCCAUUUAGUUCUCUCUGAUGUCCCUGUUAAUAUAAGUACUUCCCCGGCCUCUACCGGUUGCUUUGUUGGCUUUGAUGCUAAUGAAGCCAAGAGCAGGCAUGUAAUGCCGGUUGGCAAGCUUCAAAACAUCAAGUUUAUGAGUAUUUUCAGGUUCAAGGUCUGGUGGACAACUCACUGGACAGGAACAAAUGGUGGAGACCUUGAACAUGAAACUCAGAUACUUGUUCUGGAUAAGUCUGAUUCUGGUCGCCCUUAUGUUUUGCUUCUUCCGCUGCUGGAGGGGCCUUUUCGUGCAUCCCUCCAACCUGGAAAAGAUGAUCAUAUAGAUGUUUGUGUUGAAAGUGGCUCUACAAAAGUCCUGGAGUCAUGUUUCCAAACUGUUGUGUACAUGCAGUCCGGAGAUGAUCCGUUUGAGCUGAUCAAAGAGGGAAUUAAGGUUGCUAGGUCACAUCUAGGAACCUUUAAGCUUCUAGAAGAGAAAAGUCCUCCAGGUAUUGUGGACAAAUUUGGCUGGUGUACUUGGGAUGCGUUUUAUCUGAACGUGCAUCCUCAGGGGGUCAUGGAAGGAGUGCAAGGGCUCGUUGAUGGGGGGUGCCCACCUGGCCUUGUCCUAAUUGAUGACGGGUGGCAGUCCAUCUCCCACGACGAGGAUCCAAUCGCAUCAGAAGGUACUAAUAGAACUGCAGCUGGGGAGCAAAUGCCUUGUAGGCUUACAAAGUUUGAAGAGAAUUACAAGUUUAGGGACUAUGAGAGUCCUGAGCAGCUUAGUGGCCGUAACAAGGGUAUGGGGGCUUUUGUUAGGGACCUGAAAGAGAAUUUUAAGUCUGUGGAUUAUGUCUAUGUGUGGCAUGCACUUUGUGGAUAUUGGGGCGGGGUUAGGCCUAAUGUUUCAGGCCUGCCUGAAUCCAAAGUUGUGCCUCCAAAGUUGUCCCCGGGGCUGGCGAUGACAAUGGAAGAUCUAGCAGUUGAUAAGAUAGUAAAUAAUGGUGUUGGCUUGGUUCCGCCAGAGCAAGUCGAACAGAUGUAUGAAGGUUUACACUCACACUUGGCAUCUGUUGGGAUUGACGGAGUGAAAGUUGAUGUUAUCCAUUUGUUGGAAAUGCUCUGUGAAGAAUAUGGUGGCAGAGUGGAGCUUGCAAAAGCAUACUACAAAGCAUUGACAUCAUCCGUGAUGAAACACUUCAAGGGAAAUGGUGUGAUUGCUAGCAUGGAACACUGCAAUGACUUCAUGUUCCUAGGCACCCAGGCAAUCGCCCUGGGCCGUGUUGGCGAUGAUUUUUGGUGCACUGAUCCAUCUGGAGAUCCCAACGGCACAUUUUGGCUACAAGGCUGUCACAUGGUGCACUGUGCUUAUAAUAGCUUGUGGAUGGGCAAUUUCAUCCAACCUGACUGGGAUAUGUUUCAGUCUACACAUCCCUGUGCCGAGUUUCAUGCUGCCUCUCGUGCCAUUUCUGGUGGCCCAAUUUAUGUCAGCGAUUCUGUUGGACAGCACAACUUUCAGCUUCUCAAAUCUCUGGUUUUGCCUGAUGGUUCAAUCCUGCGCUGCAAUUAUUACGCCCUUCCUAGUCGAGAUUGUCUCUUUGAAAAUCCACUCCACGAUGGAAAGACCAUGCUUAAGAUCUGGAAUUUGAACAAGUAUACUGGAGUUCUCGGAGCAUUUAAUUGCCAAGGGGGAGGAUGGAAUAGAGAAGUCAGGCGCAACACAAGUGCCUCGAAAUAUUCUCAUGCUGUGACUGCUUUGAUAAGCACCAAUGAUAUUGAGUGGAAGAAUGGAAAGACCUCAAUAAGUAUUGAACAAGUUGAUGUAUUUGCAAUGUACAUGUUCCGCGAGAGGAAACUGGUGCUCCUAAGAUCAACCGAAAGCCUAGAGAUCUCACUUGAGCCGUUUAAUUUUGAGCUCAUAACUGUCUCUCCUGUUAUAACAUUGGCCAGCAAACGCGUUAACUUUGCUCCUAUUGGACUAGUGAACAUGCUCAACUCAGGUGGCGCGAUCCGGUCAUUAGUGUAUGAUGAUGAUGCUAAUUCUGUACAGAUUGGAGUGAAGGGAACAGGGGAAAUGAGGGCGUUUGCUUCGGUGGAACCAAGAGCUUGUUUGAUUAAUGAAGAACAAGUUGCAUUUGUGUACCAAGAGAAUAUGGUCAUGAUCCAGGUGCCAUGGCUUAAUGAUUCUGGGAUUUCUGUUAUUAAAUAUAUGUUUUAAUGUUUUAAUCCGAGUUCAGGCUUCUAUUUGUAACUUGACAAGAGUUCAAUCUUCAGCAACCUAUGCAGGCCUGCAGCUAUGCUUGUGUACUUGUUUGCAUUAUAUUAAUGAUUUAUUUUCUUGUAUAAAUUGUUUUUCCAAAAGAAUUUAUCCACGUCUACAGCAGCUUAAAUGUAUUUCUGUAUAUUUUCAUCAGGGUCAAAUAUGAACUCCAUAUGAAUGUCAAGAUGGAUAA
Daucus carota subsp. sativus is the source of this 2666-nucleotide messenger RNA. RefSeq names its product galactinol--sucrose galactosyltransferase. The transcript has 4 exons. Gene Ontology annotation, molecular function: galactinol-sucrose galactosyltransferase activity. Lineage: Eukaryota; Viridiplantae; Streptophyta; Magnoliopsida; Apiales; Apiaceae. The record is from RefSeq and is a predicted model, not a curated record. The coding region runs from base 140 to 2431 and encodes 763 amino acids.